This is a messenger RNA of Tigriopus californicus, 3346 nucleotides long. Its product is annotated as protein SCAI-like. Gene Ontology annotation, biological process: DNA-templated transcription. Bases 811 to 2622 code for a protein of 603 amino acids. The transcript has 10 exons. Lineage: Eukaryota; Metazoa; Arthropoda; Copepoda; Harpacticoida; Harpacticidae. Gene Ontology annotation, molecular function: transcription corepressor activity. Gene Ontology annotation, cellular component: nucleus. The record is from RefSeq and is a predicted model, not a curated record.
GCUGUAGAUUUAAAACUAGAAUUCCAUUUUCUGAGCCGAUUUAGGCAUCGGAUUCAAGAUUUGACAUUAUUCCACAUCUGGUACAGCUUUCGAAAACAAAUUCGAAUAGAAACGGUAUGGGGCCUUCAAAUCCGCCCGCAUCCGUGGUCGUAUCAUCUCUAGUCAUGAUGGAACAUUGACUGAGUGUGCGUUGCGAUCCAAUGUCAUCCGAUUAUCCGUCUGGCCAUAAUCUUGUGCAUGGUGACAACUUCUCGGGCUUGUGAAGUCAUCGGCUUUCGUCUUGUCACCCUCAGUCUGUGGGUUCCUUGUCGUCCCACCCUGAUUGUUAUUGGAGCUAUCGAUUUUGUCCCUAGGGAAAACAUGCUGAGCCGAGAGUGGAACAUGGAACAACAAGAAAAAGGAGGAGAAAAGAAGAGCAAAGAAUGAGGGGAAAUAGUGAAGAGAGAGAGAGAGAGAGGAAGGAGGAGGAGGAAAGAGGAAAGAGGAAAGAAGGCAGGAAGGCCGCCGAGCGAGCGGAUGGCUAAGUGAGUGAGUAAGGGAGUGAGGGAGCGCUGUUGGUGACUGAUCAUCUUCAUUUCCCAAUGCUUUCUCGGGCACAUUACUUCUCUCGAGAGUAUACAUGCACAGCACCAAGAACAACUCUCUGUGUGUACGUGUUCCUGGAACAGAUCUGAACAACAGAUUCGUUUGUUCAUUCCCAACUGAAGACGACCAUGAAGUCCUGAACUGAACAUCACUAUUAGCUCCUUCUCCACACAACCGUGUUCCCUCGCUUCUUUGGCAACCAUAUAACUCUCAGGAACAAAAAAUAUGCUCUCCUCCGUGAAUGCUCCGGCAGAGGAUCUCUUGGGGCCCGCCCAUCAUGCCUCCAAUUUGGGAGGGACGGACAUGACAUCGCACAUCGUGGACGAGAGUGAGCGGAAAGUCGUGGCCGAGUUCUGCCAUCUCCUCGAGAAAUCCAAGCAACUCUUCAACGGCCUUCGGGAUCUGCCACAAUAUGGGCACAAGCAAUGGCAAGGCUACUUUGGUCGGACCUUUGAUAUUUACACGAAAUUGUGGAAAUUCCAACAACAACACCGAGCCAUCUUGGACGCACGAUAUGGUCUCAAGCGAUGGCAGAUUGGCGAGGUGGCGUCCAAAAUCGGCCAACUUUACUACCACUACUAUUUGAGGACGAGCGAGACCAAUUAUCUGAAUGAGGCCUUCUCCUUCUACGCGGCCAUUCGAGGACGAGCUUAUUAUUCCAGAGCUGGACGAGAGGACAGCUUGUUGUAUUUCAGGCCGGAUCUGAUGGUGAAGAAACUUCGUUUCUACGCCCGCUUCAUCGUGGUGUGCCUUCUGCUCAAGAAAAUGAAGCUCGUCCGGGAUUUGGUCCGAGAGUUGGCCAAGCAUAUUGAUGAAUACACAGCCACCUACGAGCCCGACGAUCAGUUGGAAUGGUCCUUGGUCUUGGGAGAGAUCAAAGGCUUCAUUGAAGCGGACACAGUGGUCAAUGUGUUGGAUUCCGAUUCCAAUAGUAUCGUCCUGUCUCACAGACUCAACCCCUUGAUAACCCCACCGGUGGAAAAAUCUCCGAUUAUGUCACUUUCGUUGCAAGAGGUCGUCUUAGUGGGUUCACAAAGUGAUCAAGUGAAAUUUAGCGAGCUGACCUUGGACAUGUUUCGAAUGCUUCAAACCUUGGAAAGGGAGCCUCAAGAAGAAUUUGCUCAGAUCUAUGACACAUCUCCGGCGCCGGGAAGAUCUCCUUUCGAAAAUGGCGGAGGAAUAGGCAUGAAACGAGAAAAUCCUCACAAAUACUUGUUGUACAAGCCGACCGUCUCGCAAUUCCUAAUCUUCAUGGCAUCUGGCCAUCGUGAGCUGCCUUCCAAUGGUGCUCUCUUGCUUUUCAUUUCCGGGGACGGAUGUUUCUCCACUAAACCCAGUCCCGUGGAUCGAAGCUACGAUCUAGGUGGGGUUCUCUUGUCCACCAAGAAAGAUAGCUCUGAGUCGAUCAUCACACCGCUUGUUUCGUCCAAACAGAUUUUGCACACGUGCGAAUCUAACUGUCUUCAUCCAGGGGAUUUGCAACCAUUCACUCGUCGGCCUUUAUUUCUCAUUGUUGAUUCGGAUAACUCUGUGGCCUUUGGAAGUCUUCAAAGAAUAUUUGACCAACCCCUCAUUGUGCUAAUGUCUCCUCAAGAAAUUCCUACCGCCUUUCAAGAUGACAGACAUAAAGGAAGUUUAUACUCGUUAUUUCUUCAUUCACCUUUGUCCGGAUUUGCUUUCAUCACCAACAUCGUGGAUAUUCCCAUUCAUUUGUGGGACAAAUGCCAAGCUUAUGUGGAUCGUUUCAUGACCGAAGCUUCCAGAUUGGUCACUCGCUCAAGAGGCGUUGAUACGUCUUAUCUCAAUUUCAUGGGAGACGAUUUUAUGCGUCUCAUCCUUUGCCGCCAUAUCUUCUCUUGCGUGGUGCUCCGUAUUCAUCGGAACUUUCGGAGCCGUAACAAGUGUCUCCCAACCUCCAAUCCGACUCUCCCUGAAUUGGAUAUCCUGGAAAACCCGACAUUGCAGCGUUAUGCUCUAGAUUUGGCCCUCCAAUUAGACGUUCGACAUCAUUUCACAGAGUGCGGAGAAAUCGACUGAUACAGGACUCCAUCUAGAUUAUUCUUCACUUAUUGAAAUGAUGUCCAAUGAUGAUGAUUCAUAUUCAAGCUAAUCAUUCCCGAAUUGUAUUUGUAAACACAUCAGCAAAUCAACCGAAACUAGCAUUCAAUGCCAAUUUCAUCAUGCACCACCAAUGCCUUUGAAAGAAAACCAACGCAUCAACCCGCGCGCUAUGGUGCUGAACACAAUGACCAAACUAUUUCACAUUUGAAUGAAUGAAGGCUUCUCAGGUUCCUCUUUCUCUAUAAUCUCACUAAGACAAUUCAAUUCUGAAGCUUUAAUUAUGCCGUACAGCAACCUCCUAAAGCAUACUGUUCUGUAUUCACUAGUUCAAUGUCAUUCGCAACACAUGACCUCGGCGAUUGUCAACUUUUUCCUGUGGUUCCCUUUUUCUUUUUCUUUAUGUCUGAUUGGCUCUUCCCUCAGAACUCUUUGUUGUGAAUACUUUUUUCCGUGACAUGUGCACUAAAAAUAGGUGCCAUUCAUCUCAUACCGUCUGAGAGGAUAAGCGCGUUUCUCCAAUCCACUUCAACUAUAUGGCAAUUGAUCUUGUACCUUCUCUUUUCCUCUAAAUCUUUCCAUCUCUUUUCCAUGACCGCCAAAAUAUCUUGCCACUUCAUCCAAGUCCGAAAUGUAUUUUUUAUCUAGUGUCACCGUUAUCAAUGUGAUAAGUCAAAUCGUAAAUAAAUCCAUUUAAUGUCUU